UAAAGGUCAGUAUUAAACAACGAAACGAAAUGGAAAUUGAAAGUUGCAUGAAAUAUUUAAAAGUCAACAGGAAUUUUAAUGUAAUAAUAACAAUAACUUCAUACGAAAAAUCUGUUCAAUGGAUUUUGUUGUAGAUACUUCAAUGGCAAAAACAAAAAUCCUCCCUAGCCUCUCUACUGCUAUCUCAAAAUCUCAAAGUAUGGAGGACAAGGCGUCACUAAAGGAACUGGAUCAAUGGAUAGAACAGCUAAAUGAAUGCAAGCAAUUGACAGAAAACCAAGUGAAAACGUUAUGCGAUAAGGCAAAGGAGAUCCUGACUAAAGAGUCAAACGUGCAAGAGGUGAAAUGCCCAGUAACGGUAUGCGGGGACGUCCACGGCCAGUUCCACGACCUGAUGGAGCUGUUCCGCAUCGGCGGGCGCUCGCCCGACACCAACUACCUGUUCAUGGGGGACUACGUGGACCGCGGCUACUACAGUGUGGAGACUGUCACAUUGUUAGUUGCACUAAAGGUCAGAUACCGUGAGAGAAUAACAAUCCUCCGCGGUAACCACGAAUCGCGUCAGAUCACGCAAGUGUACGGCUUCUACGACGAAUGCCUGCGCAAAUACGGCAACGCGUCCGUGUGGAAACACUUCACCGACCUGUUCGACUUCCUCCCGCUCACUGCGCUCGUCGACGGCCAGAUAUUCUGUCUCCAUGGCGGCCUCAGCCCGUCUAUUGAUACAUUGGACCAUAUUCGCGCGCUCGACCGCGUGCAGGAAGUCCCUCAUGAAGGACCCAUGUGCGAUCUUUUGUGGAGCGAUCCCGAUGAUAGAGGCGGAUGGGGUAUAUCGCCCCGUGGAGCCGGCUACACCUUCGGCCAGGACAUAUCGGAGACGUUCAACCACAGCAACGGGCUGACACUAGUGUCGCGCGCGCAUCAGCUCGUCAUGGAGGGCUACAACUGGUGCCACGACCGCAACGUCGUCACCAUCUUCUCUGCGCCCAACUAUUGCUACAGAUGUGGUAACCAAGCUGCCAUAAUGGAAUUGGAUGAUGCGCUUAAGUACUCAUUCCUGCAGUUCGACCCGGCCCCGCGGCGCGGCGAGCCGCACGUGACGCGGCGGACGCCUGAUUACUUCAUGUAGGCUGCACCCCCGGCGCACCACCAGCAGCCGCGGCGCCGCCGCCGCGCGCCGCGCCGCCCGCCCGCGCGGCCUCCCCGCGCGCACCCCGCCGCACCCCCGCCCGACCUGCUCGCCAGACUCAGCGCGCUGCAGCGAGUCGCGCACUGGCUCGCCGCCGCCGUGUGACGCUCUACCUACAUCGCGUUCACUUUAAUCGUUCAUUUCAAAAACCGCAUAAGUCAAGUUUUAUCAUACAUGCUUUUUUAGUUUUUAUGCUUUCAAUGCUUCAUCAAAGAUAUAUGUAAAAACCUGAACAAAAACCAUGUCAGUUAGUACAUUCCUUACAAAGUUCGAACACUAUAUUCAGCCCAAAAGUCCUUCGAAAUUUGUUUACUUUUGAAUUAAACCGUUUAUAUUUAGUACUUAAAAAAUAUAAUUCAGUGACUUAAGCGGUUUUCGAAAUGACCGAUUCAGUUAUACAGCACUACCACUUUAAAUCACAUCGCCUAAAUUGGUACGCGCAGAAAAGCGAAACCUUAUCAUCAUUAUGAACCUAUGGAUAAAAAAAAUAAUUAUUUAUUCAUUUGGAAAACUAACAGCUAUACAUUUUAAAUAAUUUUGACCCCAGUCUAGAUAAUUCCAAUAAGCUAGUAAAGUUUUCAUAAUUUACUUGUACAUGAUAGAUAUACUUAUUUAAUUUUGCCUCUCGUACAACAGUUAUAGGUAAGGUUUGCAGCUGCGAUCGGCAAACGAAUUAGACAUUUCCUGGUUUCAGAUGCAAACAUCUCAUACUUACAUAUAAAGGAAUUUAACCAAUAUGUUGAAACGUAAUGGUUGGACGCUCACUGCUGGACGCUGGACAUCCCUUUGUCACGCCACGGUCUUGCGCCGCCUGAAUCCAGCAGCUCGCUGUGAUUCGUUUGAUGUGUGUCAACCUAGUAACGCUGCGCUUUCCGGUGUGGUCGUCAUUAGCAAUUCUAGCAGAACCUAACGCCGAUUAGAACCAAAUGUACACCAAUAAAAUAUAGACCUUAUUGCUUCACGUUAAGAUUAUAAACACAAAAACAACAGAUACUUGCUACCUCGCUCAUAAGUCAUGGUGCGUAGCCAACAAGCAUUAGCGGACGGGCGCGGGAUUGGCUGAGAUAUUUUAGCGCCAUUCAAAAAUCACAUUUCUGCGGUAGUUACAUCGGUGUGACUUAUAAAAAGUGGUAGUGCUGUACCUACAUGUUGAUCGCACACGCCACGCGCCGCAAACCGGUGAACGACAAAACAGAAGACGCGAUACUAACAACUGUUAUUCCUAAAUAAGGGCCCACGAACUUGCGUCUAUUAAACACAACUUCAUCAUGAUUGAUUUGACAGUUGACACGGCCGCUGUUGAAGAAGCGUGCUGUAAAAUACUAUGAUUUGUCGUUCACUGCAUUUUUCUCUAUGAUGCGGUCAAAGUAAUAUUAAAUUAAACGAAUUUGUUGGUUAAUUUCAUCACCUAUGUUCCAGCUUGAAACAGAAUUUUUGUAAUAAAAAUUGUUAGGGAUUUUAUUUGUUCAGUGAUUGUACAAUAUUUAAUGUUUUGUAAUCUAACUCAAAAUGUCAGCAUGGUAUCAAUAAAUUGUUUGAAUAAUAUAUUUAUGUACUUUGGUGUGAUCGACUAUGUUUUAUCAACUAUGAAUUUUGAACUGCCUGUAUAAUAAUAUCAUACUUAUAGGUUCUUAAGUUAAAACUAGUGAUGUGUCUAAUGUUUAGUCGAUAUCUAUCGACUUUGAAUACUUGAAUAAAUUAAUUAUUUUCCCGCACAUCACUACCAUGUUUUGUGUCGAUAAACGCAUUGAAUUAUGAUUGUAAUCCAAUAAUACAAGAAAUUAAAGAUAUAUGCAGUUCUUUAGAAAUGCAUCUUUUAAAUUUUCAAUCUCAUAAUCCAUUACAAAAACAUACAAAACUACCGAAAAUAUAUUGUUUGGUAAUUUUUAUCGUUCUAAAACAAAUGUACCAAUCUUUAUUUAGCAUAUAGUUUUCGGAACUUACAUGCGAUACUGCUUAUCUUCGGUUUUGUAAAUCAUUGACGUAGUCACAUAAUGUUUAGGCGAGUAAGUCGGUUUAUAAUGUACAAUGUCGUAUCGCCACACAAAUUGUACGCCAAAAAAGCUGUAUUAUACACGGGGAACGUGGGCUGUGUGUGCAUUAAGGCGGAUUUACACAACGUCAGUAACUGGCAUGUCUACACUGAACCGGUACUGAUAUCGUUUAAAAGGCGGGUUAUUCACUGUCCAUGAUAUACGACGACGCUUAUUCUUAUGGGCGAUAGUUUUAAAACAUUGACCAUAAAACAGUAAAAUCAAGAAAAAUACUAUAAAAGCAGUACCGUGAACAUGACUACCCUCUCGCUUCAGCAUUACCGCGAACGCGCUGGUACCUAUCGAAUGGCCAUUGUACAUUCGCGGUUUUCGCGGCAACAACGAUAUGGUCCCAGUACAGCGCUGACGUGUCAGAGUUAGGCUUGGAUCUACAGAGCGUACUUUGACUUUGCUCAGACUUAAGCUUCAGUUGAAACGAGACAGCCUCAUGUCAGCAGUAUAGCGUUGUCUCGUUUUAACAGUGUCUUAGUCUAAGCAAAGUCAUAGUGCGCUCUAUAGAUUUCAACCUUAGUGUUCCGCCAAAAUUUCAAGAUGUACAUUUAGUCAGUAACUGUCGACAGUGCUGUCGCCGAGUACUGUCUCUGUGUAAGUCUGUGUGUAAAGUAUAUAUGGGUGCGUUUGUAUGUCACCUUUCGGGCGGGCGUCCGAUGUUAUAUAAAUAUAAGUCACCGCAAUUUUUAGGUUCUUGCCCCCAAUAGCCAUCAAUCAGACUGACUUGCGUUCCACCCAUUUUUUAAACUUUUUUCAUAUCUAUGGUAAAAAGUGUCAUUGUACAGGGGUGUUUAAAGCGGAAUUUACAAUAUGAAAUUAGUGUCACAGAAUUAGUUUCACAACAUUAAUUUCAUUAUACUUUCUUAAAUUCGUGCCACUAAUUUCGUAAAGUUAAUUCCGCUUUAAAGACAUAUAUUAAUUUUAAUCACUAAUUGGAAAUUAUAACUCCAUUCAAAUUCUAGUACGAUAGCCUUGACAACUCAUGCUAACCUCACUUACAAAUUAUUAACAAUAAUAUUAUUGGCAACAUAACAAAGUUGUGAAUGAGUUAGCACGACAUGUGUAUUAGCAUUUGAACGCGCUAAUAUCUCCGCCUCAUGUUCAACUUGUAACGUUAUCGCUGGAAGUACACAUAUGCAUCGGUUAUCGAAAGUGUUUCAAGCGUCAUUAAUAAUAAUGUUUUAUUUCUAGCAGCGGUGUGACGCAAGUCAGUCGGAUGGCUAGCCCGCGCUAUUAAUUAUGCUGGUAUGUUCAUGCGGACGGCGCUACCCGGUUCACUAUUGUAUGUAAACUUACGAUGUAUCAAAGACACUUAGACCUCAUUAAAAAGCGUACAUUUGCUAAAAA
Maniola jurtina (meadow brown) is the source of this 4581-nucleotide messenger RNA. It is a transcript of the gene mts, whose product is annotated as serine/threonine-protein phosphatase 2A catalytic subunit beta isoform. Gene Ontology annotation, cellular component: cytosol. The record is from RefSeq and is a predicted model, not a curated record. Gene Ontology annotation, molecular function: protein serine/threonine phosphatase activity. NCBI's taxonomy places the organism in Eukaryota, Metazoa, Arthropoda, Insecta, Lepidoptera, Nymphalidae. The coding region runs from base 119 to 1129 and encodes 336 amino acids. The transcript is spliced from 8 exons. Gene Ontology annotation, biological process: mitotic cell cycle; peptidyl-serine dephosphorylation.